Molecule: messenger RNA, 1411 nt
Organism: Pistacia vera
Lineage: Eukaryota; Viridiplantae; Streptophyta; Magnoliopsida; Sapindales; Anacardiaceae
Product: CASP-like protein 5B2
Exons: 3
Coding region: 225-689 (154 amino acids)
Cellular component (GO): membrane
Source: RefSeq, a predicted model, not a curated record
AUUAAGACUGUAAUGAGGAACUCAAUUAUAGGGAUUCUUGAAGCUAACUGGUCGACAAUUUAACAAUAUUUAGAUGUUAAAGCAAAUGAAUGUUUCGGUUCAGUCUCUUCAAACCUCGAAACCCACUUAGUGCAACAUUCCAAAACAUGGAAUGGAGGUGAAUUUGGGAGAGUUACAUUCAAUCUAGGGUUAAGUCAUUGGGGGAAAGAGAGAGAGAGAGAGAAAUGAAGGAGUUGAUUGGGAGUCCAGGGACAUUGAGUGGGCUAGUUCUGAGAUUAGGGCAAUGUGGAUUUGCGGCUGCUUCCAUUGGAGUCAUGGCCUCUGCUGCUGGCUUCUCUAGCUACACUGCUUUCUGCUAUUUGAUUGCAUCAAUGGGGCUUCAAAUGCUGUGGAGCUUUGGACUUGCAUGCCUUGAUAUUUAUGCUUUAAGGAGGAAUAGAGACCUCCAAAAUCCAGUCCUAGUCAGCCUGUUUGUUGUAGGUGAUUGGGUGACAGCAAUGUUAUCACUUGCAGCUGCAUGCUCAUCAGCAGGGGUAACAGUUCUGUAUGUGAGAGACUUGAAUUUUUGCAGGGAACAAGAUCAUCUUCUUUGUGGCAGGUUUGAGAUUUCAGUAGUUUUGGCUUUCAUCACCUGGGCUUUGAUUGCCAUAUCAUCUCAUGUGAUGUUCUGGAUCUUAGCCUCCGUUUAGACCACUCAAUGAUUGGGGCUGACUAGCUGCCCACAAUCAAAAUAUACACAUGACUUGUAUCUUUGUUUGACAUGUAAAUGUUGCCUUGUGUUUCUCUCUUUAACAUGGUUUCCCAGUUCAGUUGCAUUUAUUUUGUCGACUUUGCUUCUUGCUGCCAUGGAUUGAGUUCCAGCUUAUAAUGUUCUCGACUUUGUUGCCCUCCGUUCAAGCUAGCCAUGUGGAUCAAAUAAGACAUGGAUCUUGGAGACUGGAGCGAUCCCCCUUGCACUUGUAUUUGUCCCAUUUCCAUUUCUGUGAUGGAGAGACUGGUGCCAGUUUUUAUCAGGCAAUUAAUACCAAAGCUUCAAAAUACAGACAUGUCUUAAGCAUCUGUGUUGAUUACCAUUAAUUAAUUUUGUAGAACGGUAGAUAAUGGUUUAGAAAUCCACCAGCGAAAUGACCAGUGUCGAACCAAAAACUAACUAACUAACCAUCAUCCAAAGCCGGCAAAAUAGCUCCACCUGCCGGUAGACACCACAACAUUCAGAUUCCUGAGCCUCCAACUCGUCACCAUGGUUUCUCAAGUCGUGAUAUUCCCUCACUGUUCGGGACAAUGUGUUGUUUUGUUGGCUAAAUGUUGAUUUUGGAAUAUAACUAUGGAUAAUUUGUCGAAUGUUGGUUCUGUAAUUUACCAUAUGUUGUCCGGUAGAUGGCUCAGCCAUCAAUUUAUAUGAUUAUUGAUG